UGUGUCUUCCGUUCUAGAUGCCUUAGGGCCACAGGCGCUGCCCCAGAGGACUCCUGGUGGCCAGCAGCUCCCAAGCAACUCAGGCACUUGGCCUCCAGCUCCCACUGACACAUCUGGGAAUCCCGUCUGCUGGCCUUCCAGCCUGGAAGCCUCCCUGAACCAUGGAGGUCCCGGAGGUCCCUGUGGGUGCGCUGAUUGACUUUGGGACUGAGCCGUCUGCCUCCUCGCCCCUGGAGACGUUGCCUCCGAAGCUGCAGGAUGGGGACAGCUCGCAGGGCGACGGUGCUUCGGAGAGCGAGACCACAGAGUCUGCGGACAGCGAGAAUGACAUGGGCGAGUCGCCCUCACACCCGUCCUGGGACCAGUACCGCCGCUCCUCCUCCAACGAGUCCUUCUCUUCCAACCAGAGCACCGAGUCGGCCAAGGACGAGGAGACCCUGGAGCUCCGGGAGUUCAUGCGCGGCUACGUGGAGAAGAUCUUCUCUGGAGGGGAGGACUUGGACCAGGAGGAGAAAGCCAAGUUUGGAGAGUACUGUAGCAGUGAGAACGGAAAAGGCCGCGAGUGGUUUGCUCGAUACGUGAGCGCCCAGCGCUGCAACUCCAAGUGCGUCUCGGAGCCCACCUUCUACCGCCUGGUGCAGUCUUUCGCCGUAGUCCUGUUCGAGUGUCAUCAGAUGGACGACUUCGGGCCUGCUAAGAACCUCAUGACCAUGUGCUUCACCUACUACCACAUGGGUAAGCCGUGCCUGCUGCCCUCUGAGUCCAAGGAGAAGCCGGCAGGGAGCAUCGACUCCUACCUGAAGUCCGCCAACAGCUGGCUGGCCGAGAAGAAGGACAUUGCUGAACGGCUGCUGAAGAACACCUCGGCCAAGACAGAGAAUGUCAAGGGCUUCUUCGGGGGACUGGAGACCAAGCUGAAAGGACCCCUGGCCAGGAAACACGAGGAGGAUGAGAACAAGCCCAAGGAGAAGCCGCAGAAGACUGUGACCGUGUGCAGCCCAGAGGAAGGAAGGACGGGGGAGAAGAUCUACCUGUACACACACCUGAAGCAGCAGCCCAUCUGGGAGAAGUGGUGCCACAUGACCCAGGAGGAACGCAACGACAGUCUGCGGUUCAAUGAGAACAUCACCUUCGGGCAGCUGGGCACGUUCACUCACAACAUGCUGGCAUUCGGGCUCAACAAGAAGCUAUGUAAUGACUUCCUGAAGAAGCAGGCCGUCAUCGGCAACCUGGAUGAAGAGCAAUACAAGCUGCUGAGCGACCACAUUGAGCAGAUGGCCACUGAGUAGGCAGGCCACGGGAGGUCGCCUGGAGCACCCUCCAGGAGGACUGAGGGUGCGCACCCCUCUCCUGGGCCAGCGACUGGCUGUCACCCCACCUGAUGACCCUGCAUGACCUUGGCAGCACCCAGAGCCACUCCACGCUGCCCUACAACUAGUGGUUAGAAGAACCUGGUUGCCUAUCUCCCGUCCUCCCUUCUGCCUUGUCUGCUCCCCCCAUCUGCGUGCCAGAGGGUCCCUGGGAUUACAUGGCUAAAACCAAGGUGACUGUCCCUACUCCUGGGUGUCAGGCCCGUGACAUAGGACCGAGCAGGAGGAGGAGGAAGGACACCAGAGCCGAGGUGGGCUCAGGGCAGUGCCUGCUGCAGCCUCCUGCAGGAGACAGGGGGUGGGGUGCACGUGGGAGUGCAGGUGGGGGCAUCAUGAGCUGGCACACGCCAAUGACACGGGUGACAGUCUGGGACCCUCAUCAGCAGCAGGAUGGAGUAGGGGUACUCCCCCAGUUGGGGCUCCUGCUGAGCCACAGCCUCGCGGAGGGGGCAGUGGGCCUCCCUGUGUGGGCCGGGUCCGUCCAUGACUUGCUGACUCUGUGCCAGCUCCCCACCGUGUGACAGGAACUGGAGGCACAGGAACUGCUAGGAGGAAAGAGACACUUCCUAUUUUAGGGAGGGAGAGAGCCCGCGGCAGAGGACCUUCUUCCAUGGCCGCAGAAGGCCCAGCGAGGGGUGUGAGUGCCCUAGAGGCCUUGUGGGAUCUGCGUGGCUGCUUGGCAAUCACACCAGCUCCGUUGGUGUCAGACGGUGUGAAACACGCCUGGUCAGCUGACAGCUUCCUUCUGCAGCAGAGAGAGCCCUGCACUCCCUCCCUGGGGGUAGCAUGGGCUGUCUGCCCCACAAAGAGGCCCCGAAAAAAGAAGUUUCUUCAGUAGCUGCAAGACAGCCACCCUUUCUACAAGCAGACGCUGCUGCUCCGUAUUUCAGGGAAGACAGAAAAAUCCAUGGGGGUGUUACAGACAAGCCAGGCAGAGCCGGCUUCCGGUGGUAGUUGCGUGAGGUUCGCUAGCGGAGGGGCCGCGAGGCAUGGGCCCUCCGCCCCCGGCAGCCUUGGGAAGGCGCCUCUGCCCGCCUCGGCCCUCACCGGCUGACCGCUUUCCUGCACACUCGGCACAUAUCCCCUGUCCCGCAUCUGGUGCCUGGGAACCCUGGCUUUUCUCUCAGGUUCAUACCACCCCGAGAGGACUAACGUGUGACAGCAAGCAGCCAGCAUGAGGCUCCUCUGGUGUGAAUAUUUCCCGUCUGUCCGCUUCCCUCUGCCUCAGCCCCUUGCACUUGGGCACUGACCCUGGAAGUAGGCCCGGGGGCGCUCUCCUUUCCCCACGUCCUCCGCUCCUGUUUUCUCUCUCCACCUCCUUACCUCUUGGUCAUUACAUCACGGUCUCCUCUUGAGCACGGCAAAAAUGUGCCUGGUAGUCAUUCCCCUGGCCAGUGCUGGAACACCUUCCCUCGUGGGGUGCCUCCCUGGAACGUUCCAGAGACGAGCAUGCGCCAACAGAGCUGUAGCCGCGCGUCUUCAUGAGGGCAGGAGAGGCAACAUGAAUGAAGCAUGAUGUGAUGGGAGUGGGCUGGUGUCCGAAGGCUGGAUCCUGAAACUCAGCCUGUUUUUAUGAUGGCAGCGUGUGCAUGUGUGAAAGAGAGAGAGAGGUCAGCCCGUCUGGCGAUGUCACCAAACAAAGCACAGCCACGUUGCUGGGGCAGCUCCCACAGACCAGAGGUCUCCUGACUCCCGGCUAGUGCUGGGCCCCAGGGACAGCGCAUGUCUUUACUGAAUGCGUUCCAGAGAAAUAAGGUCAAAUUAAUGGGUAUAUAGGCCCCUCGUCCAAUGGCUCGUUCAGAUAAUGCAUCCCCUCCUCAAAUGCUCAAUCUCAACCAUGACCUCUGAAUCCCUUGUGCUCCCCUUCCCCUCUGUAGAAUCAGGGCUGCAUGGUGGGGAGGGGUCUCUCUGAGGCCCCUGCAAGGCUCUCCCUUCAGCUGCGGUGUCAUUGGCUUUAUUCGUCAUUUCUCAGUAGUUAGUUGAAAUGCGUUACAACUGUAUUGUAAGGUGCCCAAAAGACUUAUCCUUGUGUAUAUAAGAUUUUUGUAUAGAAGUCUGAUUCUGAUUUCUGGAGGGAGUGGAGUGGGUUCUGAGGCUCUUUCCAGAGUUCUGGGGAGCGUGGCCCUUUCCCCCUGGGGUGGGGCCCACAGGACCCCCUUGCUUUUGGAGGGAAAUGCCCUUUUGACUUCUUCGGGCUUUUCCAAGCACUUUAACUUAAAAGUAUUCUUGAGAUGUUGAUCCCCCGUAGGGCUCAAAGUAGCAGUUGAAGGUGGAAGCAAGGCCUGCUUGGGGUUUUCUCCCCUCCCAUCGCUGCUGCUUCCGGGUCUGACUGGGAAGAGCGGGUUUGGGCUGCCUGGCUUGCUCAGACGGUGCCAGAGACCUGGGCCCUCCCCAGAGGGUUGAUGCCAGGUGGCAGCAUUUCACCUCACAGUGCCUCUGGCCAGUGUCACUUAGAGGAGUCCCAUCCCUAGAAAGAAGGCUGGCAGAUUGCCCUGCUGAGGUUUCCUCUGUCCCUGUGGCACAGUCUCUCCCCUAGGGUGCCCAGCCAGAGCAGACCGACACAGGAUAUGCUCAGACAUCCCAGCGUGUGCAGAGGCCUCACUCUGGUGCACACACAGGGACACACUGGUGUGAGAGCCCUGCGAGGCCCUCCUGUAAACUCGGGAACCGUAGGCUCAGUGCAGGGUCAGGUCGUACCCUAGAAGAGAGCUUCCCGUCCCAGCAGGUAGGGCGUCCGAAGCCGGGAGCUCAGAAGGCUCACCCUUCGGCAGCGGUGAUUCAGUUUUCUCUGGCUGUCCUUCGGGGCUGUGCGGAUCACCGUGAGCUAGGACAGCUCAUCCUCUCCAAUAAAAAGUUCCCUGCUUGGAAAACAGGACGAUGUUGAGAAGCAGCUUUUGGAGGUGGGGGCGGUGCUGAGGGAGAAGGGAGAGAAUCACAUGCCCAGUGUGGAGCCCGACCUGGGGCUCGAUCUCAUGACCCUGAGAUCAUAACCUGAGCCAAAAUCAAGAGUCAGACACUUAACUGACUGAGCCGCCCGGGCGCCCCAAGAUGCAGCUUUGUAUGUGUUUAGCCUUUGUUUUAAUUUUAGCAGUAUUGGUAGCUGUGUAAGGGGGGGCACAUUAAUAUUCGGAUCACAUCUGCUGUGUGCAUGUGUGUUUAACCAAAGGUAGGAGAACCGGAUUCCGAUAUUCUAAGUUGUUUGUACAGUAAAAUGGAAUGAACUGUGAUUUUCCUGUUGCCAAAAAAAGGGGGAAGGGUUUGCUAAGAAGCUCUUAAGUUACCAAAAGAGGAUAAGAAAGAGUCCCAUUUCCUGAGUUCUGUACCCAAAUUAAAAUCCAGGAUGUUAGGGUUAGCUGGGGAGCCCAGCUGGGGGGCAGGUUAGCUGGUGAACCCCCGUGGACAGAGGCCCAGGGCAAGAGUCAGCGGCAUGCCUCACCUUUCUCUGUGCUCCUCUGCUGGAGUCGAAACCAGAGUGUCUGUUACUUCUCCAAGCCCAGCUGGACAGCGGAGUUUGCUGCCGCAGAGAGGAGACCCAGCCUCGAGGUUUGCUCCCCCAUGGAAUAUUUUUUUGUGACAAUCUUGUCCCACAGAGCACCCGGCAUUCCAGACUCCGGAUGUGAGAAGUACAGUGUUCACACCACGAAGGAGUUUGUGCGAGGCUCUGUCUAACCCCAGUGCCUGCGACCGCUAGUCAGGGCCGCGAGCUGCAGGCCUGACCUUCCUGCACGUUCCAGCAGCCUAAUGGUUGGCUUUUAUUUAGGGACGAAUCCAGAUGGGCCUGUGAGGUCCUAUCAGCUUUAUUACCAGAUUACCUAAAACUGCAGACACCUGGCAGCUGGGGGGGGGGCGGGGGCGGGGGUUGUGGUGCAGUGCUUUUCCCAGAACAGUGAGGAAGCUUGGGAGGGAGGGUCUGUAGUCCAGAGGGAGGAGGCCAGGAAGGAGCGAGACCCAGCCCUUAGCCUCGGGAGACGGGGUACAGCACUCAGACCAGCUCAGGCUGCUCUCUUCUCUCCCCAUCUUCAGUCAUGGACCAGCUGCCAGGUGGGGGUCCCUCCUGCCCCCCAGUCCCCCAGCCUUGUAGUUCUGAACCCUUGCUCUCACCUCUCUGCUGCCUCCCCCUAGCUUCCCUGUAAAUCAUUUGUUACUUAUGACUCUCGGGGAUGAGUUUCACCAAAAAGGGAAUCGCAUCAGCUAGAAGCACCCCUAAUUGAGUAAUGUGCAAUGUUCAGACCUGGGGCAAGGCCACACAGGCCACGUGUCCCAUACGUCCUUUCCGUCGUGGGGCUGGGAAUAGGGGUGUGUUGGUUCACCUGAUAGCAAAUGAAUGAGUCAUUUUCAGAUUGUUUGCCUUCAGCAAAUACUCUAGACGCUAAGACCCGGUGGGGCCUCAUCAUGUGCCUUGCUGUCCCUGGGCCCGAGAGUCUCCUACUCUACGGGGAGGGACAAAAGGGUCUCGUGGGGGCCGGUGUGCUCUGGUCCCUGGAUGCUGGCCCAUGCUCCCUGAGUCGACCAGAGCCCAGGAGUGGAAUCCCACCCCGCCUGUGCCCAGGGGACUCAAGUGUCCCCAGGAUUCAAGUGGGGCGGUGUUCUCAAUGCAGGGGUCUUGGUUACUAAUGGAAAGGGAUAAACGUCAUUUCUAGAAGAGUGUCACAAUGGUCUAGGUUUGCCCAUCUUCCCGUCACUUCCACACACACCUGCCACAGGGUGUCCAAAGUUGGAGGAGAACUCGCCUAACCCCCAGAUCCUCGCCUAACCCCCAGACUCCAAGGCUUUGACAAGGCAGCGUCAGAGCAGAGCCCACUACCACCUGGAGCCCUCCUGAGCUGCGCCUGAAGGGGUCUGCACUUUAGCUAGAAUGGACUGCCUAUUGGCAAAUCCCUCUUGACCCAUGGGUCAGUCCUAGAAUUGGGGGGCUGUAUCUGUUCCCUCCUUGGUCCUGGAUGUGUGCUCGUGAAAACGGGGAGGCACUGCGGGCUCUGUCCCCACAUGUCAGCUCUGACGGGGUGGGGUCUGUUCUCUUCUGUGCUAGAGACCGCGUGGGUUAGCUCCCUCUGUCCGAGAGGUCUCAAGUGAGCCUGGGGCUAUGACUUCUGUAAGGCACCUUGAAGAAGACAAGCCAAACCUUUGAACAUUAGGAAAUGCUAGAAAUUCAGACAUUAGACAUAGAUCCCCCACAAAUAUGUAAAUGUGUUAGAACAAGACCCGUCUGCCGCCUUCGUUAUAAACCGUGGCCUCUUUGGGGGCUUUCGUGGAUGGUUUACACAUGUGCAUUGCGUUUUCUCCUUCAGCCAGCUGGUCUUGGACCCUGAACUUGCCAUUGCCACACCUAGACCUUGCCUUUAGUAGCCCCAAAGUAGAGUCCCGUGACGCAGGUGUUCUUGGUGUGACCGUUAACGCAAUCCUGUGUCCCACCAGGUGACAUCCUACAAACAGUAUUUUAAGGCUGAGGAAGUUUCAAGGUGGGAGAUCUCAGAACAGUGCUAAAAUCAAAACUGUUUCCUGUGAAGAAAAAAAAAUCUAUGUCUCUAUAUUGCACCUCAGAUUGUCAGAAGGAGGAAACUUAAAUAAAUUAUCUUAAAAAAAAAA
Ailuropoda melanoleuca (giant panda) is the source of this 6956-nucleotide messenger RNA. Its product is annotated as KIAA0513 ortholog. Bases 162 to 1289 code for a protein of 375 amino acids. The transcript has 10 exons. The record is from RefSeq and is a predicted model, not a curated record. NCBI's taxonomy places the organism in Eukaryota, Metazoa, Chordata, Mammalia, Carnivora, Ursidae.